Molecule: messenger RNA, 1782 nt
Organism: Perognathus longimembris pacificus (Pacific pocket mouse)
Lineage: Eukaryota; Metazoa; Chordata; Mammalia; Rodentia; Heteromyidae
Product: general vesicular transport factor p115-like
Biological process (GO): transcytosis; vesicle fusion with Golgi apparatus; endoplasmic reticulum to Golgi vesicle-mediated transport
Cellular component (GO): ER to Golgi transport vesicle membrane; cytoplasm; Golgi membrane
Source: RefSeq, a predicted model, not a curated record
AAAAUAAAAUGAAUGGAAAGAUAUUUCUGCCAAUUUAUCUAUUGCAGGGAAGCAAAAUACAGACAAGAGUCGGAUUACUAAUGUUGCUUUGUACCUGGCUAAGCAACUGUCCCAUUGCAGUAACACAUUUUCUUCACAAUUCUGCCAAUGUUCCAUUUCUUACAGGACAGAUUGCAGAAAACCUUGGGGAAGAAGAGCAGUUGGUCCAAGGCUUAUGUGCCCUUCUGUUGGGUAUUUCAAUUUACUUCAAUGAUAACUCACUUGAGAACUACGUGAAGGAGAAACUAAAACAACUAAUAGAGAAGAGGAUUGGCACAGAGAAUUUCAUAGAGAAACUAGGAUUUAUUAGCAAACAUGAAAUGUACUCCAGAGCAUCACAGAAACCCCAGCCAAACUUUCCCAGUCCAGAAUACAUGAUAUUCGAUCAUGAAUUCACAAAGCUGGUACAAGAACUUGAAGGUGUUAUAACUAAGGCUAUUUAUAAGUCCAGUGAAGAAGACAAAAAGGAAGAGGAGGUAAAGAAAAUAUUAGAGCAGCAUGACAACAUCGUGACUCACUAUAAAAAUAUGAUUCGAGAACAAGUAAGUACACAAAUAGAAGAAUUAAAAAGUAACCAGGAACUUUUGCAAAGCCAGUUGGCUGAAAAGGACUCUUUGAUUGAAAAUUUGAAAUCUCCAACAUCUGGCAUGAAUGAGCAGUCUUCAGCAACAGCCUCAGCUAGAGAUUCUGAACAAGUUGCAGAAUUAAAACAGGAGGUGGCAGCAUUGAAGGCUCAGCUAAACGCAAAGUCUGUAGAGAUUACACGACUACAGACAGAAAAGCAUGACUUACUACAGAAAACAGAAGCAUUUUCAAAAUCAGUUCCUGUACAAGGAGAGAGUGAAAAUGUAAUAGCUGCUAAAACUACUGAUGUAGAAGGAAGACUAUCUGCAUUACAACAAGAGACCAAAGAACUAAAGAAUGAAAUUAAAGCUCUGUCUGAGGAAAGGACUGCCAUUAAAGAGCAGCUGGAUUCAUCUAACAGCACAAUUGCCAUUUUACAAAAUGAGAGGGACAACGAGUCGGAAAUCACAGAUUCUAAGAAAGAACAAGAUGACCUCCUGGUGCUGCUGGCUGAUCAAGACCAGAAAAUACUGUCGCUGAAGAGCAAACUCAAGGACCUCGGCCAUCCAGUUGAAGAAGAGGAUGAACUCGAAUCUGGAGACCAAGAAGAUGAGGAUGAAGAAAAUGAAGAGAUCAAGGACCAGGAUAGUAUCUAGCGUUAAACUCUAGGAAUGGUAGAGGUUGUCUUGUUACUUGGAAGACAGAGUUUGAAACAGUGCUUUGUUGCCUUCCACCGAAAAUAAAUAUUUAGAAAACAAGUGGAAACAUUCACUAAUAAGACUUUUGAUGUAUUUUUUAAAUGUUGCCACCCAUGUUGAAAAUGCUAAACCCCUUAACUUUAUGUGGAACACAUGUUUUAUUUAAAUUUCUGUGAAAUGUCACAAAUACAAUUUGCAAGGAUCAUCAGACACCAGAAAUAUACCAUUCUAAGGCCUGUGGUCGGCAAUGCUGUUUGCCUUCUUAGGUUGUUGGUUUACCUUUCAGAAUUUGUGACUUGUAGUAGUAACACAUUUGAUUAAAUGUGUAUUGAAUUGGAAUCAUUGUUUCUAAAUUCCGCAUUUGAUUUCUUCACGGAUGAUUUCCUUUUCAAGGGAGGAGUUUCCUUAGAGGCAAGACAGCCCUGAUUCUAUCCACAGCCUCCCAUCUGACGUGACUCCCAAGAUGAGCAGGACAGGGCAG